This is a messenger RNA of Cydia strobilella, 4040 nucleotides long. RefSeq names its product serine/threonine-protein kinase VRK1-like (gene ball). Gene Ontology annotation, biological process: peptidyl-serine phosphorylation; signal transduction. Gene Ontology annotation, molecular function: ATP binding; protein serine/threonine kinase activity. The record is from RefSeq and is a predicted model, not a curated record. Gene Ontology annotation, cellular component: cytoplasm; nucleus. The transcript is spliced from 6 exons. Lineage: Eukaryota; Metazoa; Arthropoda; Insecta; Lepidoptera; Tortricidae. The coding region runs from base 137 to 1756 and encodes 539 amino acids.
ACGACGCUAUUUUGAUUUCAAUCGCAUAUUAUUAUCCUCGUGUAUUUUGUAUGAAAAAAUACUGUGAAUUUUAGUUUAGUGCUGCUAAUAUAUAACUUAAUUUCUGUUAUUGUUACUGUUGUAAUCUAACCAUAAAAUGACUGGGAGAGCUAAAAAGGCUGUUGCAGCGCCGAAGAAAAAGGCUAAUGGAUAUAAAAUGCCAGCUCCUAUUACUACUGGCGAAAUAAUACAUGAUACUACCAUGAAGAAGAAAUGGCGCAUUGGACCUUCCAUAGGUGUUGGGGGCUUCGGAGAAAUUUAUUCUGCAUGUGAUCAUGACAGUACGCCGAAAGGUUCCAACUAUCCUUUUGUCGUUAAAAUUGAACCUCAUGAAAAUGGACCAUUGUUUGUGGAGAAACAUUUCUACAUCAGAAAUGCCAAAAUGGAGGACAUAACCUCAUUCAUGAAAAGCAAGAAACUCUCAAGCCUCGGGAUGCCCUCAUACUACGGCAGUGGUUCACACGACUACAAGGGAGAGAAAUACCGAUAUUUGGUGCUGGAGCGCUAUGGAAAAGACCUGUGGAGUCUGUUCACUGACAGCGGGAGGUCUUUCCCGGCACCAACUGUAUUUCAAAUUGGUUUGCAGAUGUUGGACGUAUUAGAGUACAUCCACAGCCGCGGCUACGUGCACGCUGACAUCAAAGGCGCCAACAUCCUGCUAGGGCUGAAGAAAGGCACGGAGAACCAGGCCUACUUAGUGGACUUCGGUCUGGCCGCCAGAGUCAAUGAUAAGGAGUUCAAGCCUGACCCGAAGUAUGCGCAUAAUGGAACUAUAGAGUACACUAGCAGGGAUGCGCAUUUGGGAGUGGCCACAAUGCGCGGCGACCUAGAGAUCCUCGGCUACAACAUGCUGCAGUGGCUGGUCGGAACCCUGCCCUGGGAGAAGUUGAAGCAGCCCAAGGCUGUUCAGGAGAUGAAGGAGGCCUUCAUGAAGAGUGUGAAGACGAGCGUCGCUAAGAUGAGCGGCAAUGUGCCUGAUGCCCUAAUAAAAUUCUUCGAAUACAUAAACACGUUGAAAGCCAAAGAUGUGCCAGACUACGUGAAAUGCCGCCAAAUCUUCGAGACCUACCUCAAAAGCCAGGGCGUCACCAGGAACAGCAAACUCGCAUUCACGCCCACUAAGAAAACCAAAACUUCUAAAACCAUCACCGUUGAUGAUGAAAGUGAUGAGGAACCUUUGAAAAAAUCGCCAAAGAAGAAAACAGAUAAAGUGGUUAGAAGAAGGAAUCCCAAAGCUAAGCAACCUAGCCCUGAAGAAAACGGAGAAAACGAGGAACCCAAGGAAUCAGAAAAGAAAAAGAAAGCUAAGAGAAAGUCAUCAGAACCCUCUGUUCUCGUCAAAGUUAAAAAACCUAAAUUAGCUCCUAAGGCCACACCGCCCGUUAAGAAAAAUCACACAAAUAUAGCGACGCAAACGUCUAUAGAGAAACGACGUAGUCCCCGUGUGGUUUCCUUCGACAGUCCUAUAAGUUUAGAAAUGGGAGAAAAGAUACCUUUGAAGAGAUCUAAAGAGAAUGAGCCUAAGAAUACUAGCGCUGAUAUGUUCGAGGAUUCUUUUGAGAAGAAAAAGUCUAAGAGGAAAGAGAAAAUACUUGUGUCUGAUGAGGAGUAUACGGAAAAGAGAGUGGUGAAGAAGAAAGUGACAAUAGUGAAGCCAAAAGGGAGGUCGUGGAAAGAUGCCCCGACUGUUAUGAACGGGCGGUCGCCACCCAAGUAGUAUAAUCAUCCACAGACUGAGUGACUGAAAUGAGCUGUAAGCUAUUCCUUUUUACAAUUAACCUUUCGAGACCGAGACCCGUCAGCUCCCUGGGUAACUAUAUGCUAUAUGUAACCUAUUAUAUUAGUGUCGCCAUAGUGUAUGUUAUUGUAUGUUGCCAUAUUAGUCCGGGUCUCGAAAGGUUAACCUUUCAUAUGGGUGUGAUGAUCAAAAAUCGUGAAUUCAAACCUCGGUUAUUCUGUAUAGAACAGAAUAGUAGAUUUUGUUACAAUGGAGCAAAAUGACAUAUUUACGGCGAGGGCGUACAUUGAAUCAUAAACGAAGCGAAGGAUUCUAUAAUAGAAUCCCGAGAUUAACGAGGGAUUCUAAAGUAGAAUCCUGAGCGUAGUGAGGGAUUUAAGUGUGUUACUCCCAAGAUGGAAAUAAUAUUGCUACCAUGUGACACAUACUGCUUUUCACAUCACCUAUUAUUAUAAUAUACACGGUGGCUAAAAAACAAGUGCAUUCCCGUUGCCAAGGAGGUUUUGGGAUUAUAAUGAGCAACUUUUACUAUGGGACCAACCCCGAAAUCGCGAAAAAAAAUUUGGCUGUUUCAUACAUUUUGGCAGGUCCAUUUUCUAUGGGAGGGUAAAUUUUUUUUCGCGAUUUUGUGGUUGAUACCAUAGUAAAAGUUGCUCAGUAUAAUCCCAAAACCUCCCUGGCAACGGGAAUGCACUUAUUUUUCAGCCACCCUGUGUAUUCAAUUAAUAUGUGCAAAAAAAAAAUUGUGUCCUAGAACAGAAGAGUGUUACUUUGAUCCCUCCUAGCAGGGAAGAAAAGUGCCACUUUGAUCCCUCCUAGCAGGGAAGAAAGCCUUUUUCGAAUUGGUGAUGUGAAGAAAUUAUUAUCGAAAAUAAAAUUAAAUGGUGACUAAAAUUUCGGCCAGCAUCUUUAUUAAACAAAUACAAGUACUUAUUAGUACUUACUUUCGAAUAUAUCCAACUCUGAAUACGCGCAGUAUUCGUCAGACAUUUGCUGCUGUUGAGGAUCCUUAUCUCAUAAAGAAAUUCGACCUAAAUUACGUGAGUACCCGUUAUAAAUAUAUUUCACAUGACGGAGGGUUUUUAUCGUAGAAUAAGUUAUUUGUGACGUUUUCAACCAAAAUGUGCCACCAUUGUCGGUUGUCGAUCAGGUUGAUUUCUAAUUGAAGCUAUUUGGAAACAGCGCCUUACUGACAAGCGACAAUAAGUACCCUUUUGGUUGAAAAUGGCACAAUUAUUCGUGUCCUUUUUGUGAAUCUUUGCAAGAAAUAGCGGUACAACAAACAGUCUUUCAGUUUGUCGAUACUUUUUAUUAUUAAUACCAAUCAGAAGCUCACAAAUAUCAAUCAUAAUUAUCGAGAUUAAAAUCUUACAUAGAUUUAAUAUAUCACAAAUCAUACUACCACUACUUGUACUUAUAAUAAUUCCGUCUAAUGUAAGUCUACAAAAUCUGAUUUUACAAAAACAAGGACAUACUUAUAUAUAGACCGCGGGCCAGGAACAGAUUUCCAUGACCAAUCGCCUCCCGUAGCGCCCACCAACGGAGCGGCAGCUGACGUUCACGAGGGUUCAUCAUACAUAGCCGUUAACCGCUAAACGAGUUUUCGCCCGGGAGGCGAUGUCUGACGAAAUUUGCUCCUGGCUCGCGGUCUAUUAUGUCUUUAAAAGCAUUUAAAAAUCAUAAGAUGUACUUCUUAAUGUGACAAGAAAUCAGUAGAUACAGUCGCCAUUAGAUACAUCGGAGCGGCCAAAGUGCUCAAAACGUGCAUGCUUAAAAACUGCUAAGACUUGCCGUUGAACUUAAAGCUAAAUUAUCAUGCCAAAUAAUGUCUUAGCUUUAUCAGAAGUUUUUUUUUCUCAUAUUGCAUGUUUAGAUAUUUGUGAGCACCUUGGCCGCUCUGGCGCGACUGUCAAACACGAGUAGAUUAUUCCGAUUGCCAUUAUUAUAUAUGAUUAUAUAUUAUUCCUGUCUUAUUAACUUAUUACUUUAUAAAAUAUUAAGCUUUUAAUCGUUAUGAAAUGAUUGUUACAUAAUUGUCAUGAUCAAGUUGUGUUUUUGUAUUCCUCGAGCAAUGGAAAUGAUUCUUAUAAUAAUUGUUGCAUAAAUCAUUUGUUAGGUAACGUUUCUAUGAUUCACUGUUAAAUGAAAUUGAAUGUUAGUUUUUAAUCAAUAAAUAAAUUUCAGCCUUUUUUGCACAUUUAUGUGUUGUGUGUGAGGUAUAAAAGGUUAAACUGUGUGUUUGUAUGUAUACGAUCGAGACUGA